Molecule: messenger RNA, 1095 nt
Organism: Aureobasidium musti
Lineage: Eukaryota; Fungi; Ascomycota; Dothideomycetes; Dothideales; Saccotheciaceae
Source: the annotation of a GenBank genome assembly
AUGGCUCAACGAAUGCGAGCAGUACAGUACACCUCGGUCCAGGGAGGUCUCGAGAAGAACCUACGCUAUACUGAUCGUGAGUUCUUCAAGAAGUUUGUCAUGAUAUCGAGCUCACUGUUGUCGAACNNAGAGGCAUUAGCUCCUCCACAUGACGAACAGAUGCAACGCGGAGACCACAUUAUGGUCGAGGUCAUCUCUGCUUCCAUUAACCAAUUCGAUUGGAAAAUGCCCGAGACGCCUGUCAUCGGAAAAGCCUUGACUUACUCUUUCACUUCUUCUGCCACGAUACCUGGCAUGGACUACUGUGGAAGAAUCAAGUCAACUGGCUCCGUCAUCGAUAGCUUCAGCAUUGGCGAGUUGGUAUAUGGACGCUUGACUAGACCCACAUCUUCGGGCACUCUUGCUCAAUAUGUCAACAUCGACCCUGGGACCUGCAUACCACUUCCGGAAGGAGUCAACCCAGAUCACGCCGCCACAAUUGGUGUUGCUGGAGAGACAGCUUACCGCAGCAUCGUGCCGAAUGUGCAUACUGGCGAUAGAGUGUUCAUCAAUGGGGGCUCUUCAGGCACGGGUACCUAUGGAAUUCAGAUUGCCAAACUUUUGGGCUGCCAUGUCACUGUAUCUUGCUCAACAUCGACAAUCGAACUUUGCAAAGAGCUCGGUGCAGACGAAGCUUUCGAUUAUUCAAAAACGGAUCUCAUUGCGGAAUUAAUCGAAAGUGGAAAGACAGAACCAUUCGACCUUGUGGUAGACGAUGUUGGUCAACCUGAAGAUCUCUACAAGGAAUCACACCUCUUCCUCAAACCUGAGGGCAAAUUCAUCUCGGUCGGCAGCAAGAACGAUAUUGCCUCACUUGCAGCACGUACACUCCCGACGUUCUUGGGUGGUGGCAGGCGCAAGUCGGAACAGGUCCACGUUCUGCUUGGAACACAUCGGGACGACCUGGUCCAGCUUGGAAGAUGGAUGGCUGAGGGCAAGAUCAAGGCUGUCAUUGACUCAACUUAUCCUCUGGCAGAUGCGGCAGAGGCAUAUGCAAAGUUGAAGGGUGGUCAUACACAUGGAAAGAUCGUAAUCCGGGUGAAUGCAAAGCAAUGA